AUGUACAGCAACUGCGCCACCAACGGCAGCUCACCUGUUGUAUUUGCCAAUGACCCGCCUCUCGAGUUUGCCCUCGUCAGAAAGCCCCGGCAAGGCACGGCUUUGUCAGGUCAGGGUUACUCAUCGUUUUGGGCAUCGAUAUUCUACCAGGACGUAGACGGCAACAUCGUCAACUAUGUUGCCGUUUGCGAUCCAACCACGGGCAAGUUCACCGACAAGGGAACCACGGUCGUCUCAGCCCCUGGUACUAGUCCCGAGCCAUUGAACGGGACGGGGCUCAGCUCUGUCCCUUCCGUGGGCUCCCAGAGUUUCAAUCUCUACUACCACACGUCUGGUAUGGAGAUCCACCAAUACACCUAUGCCAACAAUGUGAAUGACAACAAAUGGGCGUAUGCGGGGGUGAUAUCGCGCGAGAGACCACUGACAACCACAAUGAAUGCCAUGGCCACCGAAUCAAGAAACAAGACAAUCGUCUAUCCGAAGAACAAGGACAAUCUACAGGUCUCACGGUUCAACCAAAUAUCAUCAUGGCAUAUGGAGUCGUUCCCUCACCCCUUGUCUGGUGAUUACUCACAGACCCUCAACACCACCAACUCUACCCUCUACCCGCUUGACCUGGAGACGCCCAUCAACUUCACCCUCCCGGCCUACGACGGCACCCAGAAGGGCCUCGGCAUGUCGACCGACAAGCAGUUCUCGCGCAGCGUCUUCUACGUCGGCACUGACCGCCGCCUCUACCAGAUCUCCAACAUCAACUACUUCUGGCGCAUCAUGACCAACCAGACCGAGAGCAUCUGGCCCCUGGCCGACGAGCCCGGGGCCGAGCUGGCCAUCGCCUGGGACUUCUUCACCUCCCAGGUCCGCAUCUAUUAUGAUGUCGGGGGUGCCCUGACCGAGGUGCGCUUUGACGAGGACGGGAUCUGGAAGCCCGCCAGGGCCGUGGCGACAACCGCGGAGGUCGCUGCCAAAGAGUCUGCUGGAGAUCCUGAGACUUCUGGAGCCAAGAACAGCAGCAGUAGUACUGAGCCGCUCUCUCUUGGAGCCAAGGUGGGCAUCGCUGUGGGUGCUACUGUCGGCGCGCUCGUCCUCGCUGGAGCCCUCGCCUGUAUGCUGGCGAGAUGCGUGCGGAGACGUAAUAGAGAAGCGGCCGAGGGGGCCGUAAGCAAGUCAUCGUCGACGGAUGAUGUGCCUUCGUCACCGAUGACACGGACAAGUGGCGGCGAUGAGAAGUCGGUUGAGGUGCUGACGCCGGAGCUUGUCGGAGGGAAAUUGGCCCACGAGAUGGAGGAGCAGCUGCGUGCCCAGGAGAUGGAAGAACAGCGGCGUAUCCACGAGAUGAUCACGACUAGUAACGUUCCAGAGUUGGCGGGAGGGAGCACGAGCUCACGUUCUUCUUCUUCUUCAACAAGGACAACGGAUAACCAUGGGCCAGUGGUGUAG
Messenger RNA from Thyridium curvatum, 1440 nucleotides. RefSeq lists its product as uncharacterized. The record is from RefSeq and is a predicted model, not a curated record. The coding region runs from base 1 to 1440 and encodes 479 amino acids. The transcript has 3 exons. NCBI's taxonomy places the organism in Eukaryota, Fungi, Ascomycota, Sordariomycetes, Thyridiales, Thyridiaceae.